This is a messenger RNA of Penicillium digitatum Pd1, 1434 nucleotides long. Its product is annotated as mRNA-binding protein NAB2. The record is from RefSeq and is a predicted model, not a curated record. Gene Ontology annotation, molecular function: poly(A) binding. Gene Ontology annotation, biological process: regulation of mRNA stability. Gene Ontology annotation, cellular component: nucleus; cytoplasm. Lineage: Eukaryota; Fungi; Ascomycota; Eurotiomycetes; Eurotiales; Aspergillaceae.
AUGCUGCCUCAAAUCACUUUGGAUACGCCUCUUGCGCAAGCAGUCGCAAACGUCAUCCAGCCUAAAUUAGUGGAGAUGGGUUGGAGUGAUGGUCAAGAGUCACCACUGAUCGAAUACAUCGUUCUCAUGCUGGUCAACGGCAAGACCGAAGAGCAAAUCGCCACUGAACUUUCAAACGAUUUUCUUGGCCUCCAGGAAGGCGACACUGCGGCGCUCGAGUUUUCACAAUGGCUUUUCAAUCAAGUCGAGAUGCUCAACCAACAAAUCAACGGGGUUGUUCCAGCCUCGGCUAACGCGACCAUGUUGAAUCCUUCGGCAAUGGAAUUUGACAACUCAGGCCAAGCGAUGCCUAAUCCAUUUGGAGAGACCAACGGGCAAGAUGCUGAGAUGGGCGAGGCCGGAAAUGAGUCGAUCCCCACCGGACCGAAAGCGAUGCGCAACGGCAGAGGUGGCAAGGGGAGAAUGUUGAACCAAAUCAAUCGAAACCUAGACCGUGGCUCGGAUGCGGCUCUGCAUCGUGUGCGCGGACAAGGAAACGGGCGCAUUGGUCACAACGCUCGGGGUCAAAUGAGAGGCGCCGGACAGCAAAGUGGUCGCGGUGGCCGUGGCAUGGGAAUUCCAGGCAAUCCCAUGAUGCAAAUGACCCCCGAAAACCAGAUGCAGCUUAUGUCGAUGUUAGAAGAACAGGCCCGACUGAUGUCUCAGUUCAUGCCCGGCUUCAUGCCACCCGCUGUUAACCCUGCUUUCCAAACUGGUGCCCAGAAUGGCUCUCAUGGUCGUUCGCUCUUCAAUCGGGUGGAGCGAGGUGGCCAGCGUGGAGGCAAGCGUGGCUACAACAAGUCGAGAGUGGCAGAAGGCGCUGAUGUGGACAUGGACAGCAUGACGGGUGGUGAACAAGAUGAAAUUAACCCCGACAGUGUUUGUCGCUUCAACCAACGAUGCGCGCGCCAGGAUUGCCCAUUCGCUCAUCAAUCACCUGCCGCACCCGAAGGCACUUCGAUCGAUCCUUCUGACACUUGUUCAUUCGGUGCAGCUUGCAAGAACAAGAAAUGUACCGGGCGCCACCCUUCACCAGCAGUACGAUCUGCCCACCAGGCCGAGGCUAUGUGUCGGUUCUUCCCUCACUGCACUAACCCCACCUGUCACUUCAAGCACCCGAGCAUGCCAGUCUGCCGCAAUGGAGCCGACUGCAAGACUGAAGGAUGCAAGUUUACACAUGUUGAGACCCCCUGCAAAUUCAACCCCUGCUUGAACCCCAAGUGCACCUACAAGCACGCCGAGGGUCAGCGCGGUGCUUACGCCGACAAAGUGUGGACUCCACGCUCUGGAGAACAUGUCAGCGAGCGCAAGUUUGUUGCGGAUGUGGAUGGACCUCAAGAGUUGAUCAAGCCGGAGACCGAGGAGAACACCCAGCGCCACGAACUGACUGCGUGA